AUGGAGGCCGACGUGCUGAAUGCGUUGACCACGCAGACGGCGUACCUGCCCGGUGGCCGGGAUCGUGACGGGCAUCCGCUGGUCGUGAUACCGGUCCCGUUCUACGACAGUCUACCCUGGAUGAAGGGCUUCCUGGAGACGACGGUACAGUAUCUGCUGGCCAGCUUGAGCCCCGACACGGUCAGCAGUGGACUGGCCGUUAUUCUCGAUGCCCAGAAGUGCUCAUGGCGUGUGGCACGCCAGUAUAUCAGGCACGUCCAGCAGCUGCUGGGCGAAUAUACGAACGAGUUUCUCGUGAUACGGCCGGACGCGUUUUGGGACAAGAACCGGGUCGAGAAUUGUGCCCGGCAACACCGCAAAGGCGAGCCAACCAUCAUUUCGAAGUCACGACUGACGAAGUACUUUGACGCCAGCGAGCUGCCGGAGGAGCUGGGCGGCGUCAUCGCCUACAACCACGACCAGUGGAUCCAGUCACGUGAGCGCAUCGAAGAAUUCCGAAAAUCCUACGAUAAAGCGAUCGGUGACCUAGAAAACCUGCAUCUCAUCUUGCUGGACAACCGGACGGUGCGGGCGAGCGAGUCGUCGGCGGCCCUCAAGUCGUGCCAGCAGCUGAACGUGGAUGUGCAAAAAUUUCUCUCCCUCGUCAUGGACGGUGGCAAGAAGCUGUUGUCCCAUUUGGGGGACCUGCACGGUGCGCGGUCGGCCGUCUCGCAGGAUCUGACCGAUGCCAAGGGCCAGAUCGAAACCAUGCUGAACGCGCUCGACCGUAAGCAAACGACUGUGAACGGGGCUCGCGGUGAGCUCGAGCGGACGGUCGAGGUGCUGCAGGAGCUGGCCACGCUCGAGGAGGGUGUCUCGCACGUCACCAGCUGGAUCCUGACGACGGCCGAGUCGAUGCUGAACGCCCAGCUGAAGGUGGGCUACGACGUGGGCACUGCGGACAAACUGCGGCUCGAGCACGAGAUCCUCGAGCUGCAGUGCUGGAAAACGUACGGGUGCUACGCGGAGCUGCUGUACAAGAUCGACAAUUUGCCGCGCCACCAGAAGGACACGGCCGCGGCCCACCAGGAUCUGAUGUCGCAGCGCGAGUGGAUGGACUUUGUGUGCCGCAGUUUCGCGCAGCGGCUCGAGCGGCGCCGGAACGUGCUGAUCACCUCGGUGCGCUUCUUCCGCCUGGUGGCGGAGUACUUCGACAAGACGAGUGACGUGUUCCAGUCGCUCAUUAUGGGCGAACGGGUCGAGGAUUACGCGCUGGCGAGCACGAACCUUCAGAAGCUCAAAGACAACCAAAUUAUGUUAGAACUGAUCGAAAGGGAGAUCAUUAAGGAGGGCGAAAAGCUAAGCGAUGUGCUGCUGAUGCCGGUGAAGGAUGCCGUCGGGCGGGACAUCGACGUGGAUUACAGUGACGACAUCAGUAACGUGCGGGACAUACUAGACGCGACCAAGUCGCGGUCGCGCAUCUUCGCCGAGAGCGUCGAGCUGCAGAAGCUGACGCUCGACCAGAUUACGCACAUCUUCAAGUACGAAACGGACGCCCGGACCGCGGUCCAGUGGAUGGACGAUCUGUACAAGGUGAUGCUUCGGUCGCACACGCACGUCGGCGCGAACGUGUACGAGAUCCAGGCGCAGAAGGACGAACACCAGAGCUUCCAGGAGACGGCCAAGGGCACGUACAACUACGGCUGCCAGCUGCUGAACGCGUCGCUCGCCCUACGCCAAUCGUGCAAGCUCGAGACGGAGCAAAACAUUACCAUGACCAAGGGUCUGCAGGGCACGUGGAAGAGCUUCCAGGCGGUCAGCCAGGAGCAGAUGACGCGGCUGCGCGUGUCGGCCGUGUUUCAUCGGAGCGUCGAGGAGCACUGCACGAAGCUGUUCGAGCUGAAGGACUGCGUGAUGCGGAUCGGCGAGAUCGAUGAGCUGGCCAAGCGGAAGGUUCGGCUGCGCAAGUACCUGGCCACCCGGGAGCGGCUACUGGUGGAGGUGGGCCGGAUGGUGCGGUUGGGCCGGCUGCUGAAGACAAGACUGAAGGAACCCUUCCUGUUGGACGAUCGAGGUGACGCGCUGGCUAGUCCGGAGAACAUCAUUACAGAAAGUGAUAAUAUCAUGGCGUGUGAGGCGAUUACGACGCGCUUGACGGAAGUGGCCCGCGCCGCCGAGUCGCUCGAUGGUGUGCUGAGUGAUGUGCAGGGUGGCUUCGACGACGAGGUGGAGGAGCUGACGAGCAGCGAGGUGACACCGACUCCGACGCUGGCCAAGCGCAACGAUAGUGGCAACCAGAGCGAUGAUUGGAGCUCCAGUGUGAAGUCUACGGACGAGGGAUCGUUUGUGACGGCUUCCGAGUGCAUCGGCACACCGCAGUCACGCUCGUCAUCCUACCAGACGGCCUCGGAGUGCCGAGCAUCGCCCUGGUGGGGAGUGGAGUCCAUCGAGCAGCAGAGUUCGCUCGAGAACGACUCGUCGGAGGACCACGAUCCGGAGGCGUUUCCGUCGAUCAAACUGCUGUCCGGUGUGGUGAUGACGUCGAACGCCAAUCUGUCGUUUGACGAGUCGGAACACAGUUUCCUCACGCCAACCCACGGGACGGCCAGUGUCGAUUCGCAUCCCGACUCGGACGAUACCGUCCCGACGACGGUGACGACGGCGACGACGGAUUCGCACCGCCAACCGAGCCCACUCGAAACGAGCUCGGCCUCUAGUUCGGCGCUCAACUCGAUCAAUCGGCGCGAAAACCUGGCGUUCUCGUUGACCCCGGAGGAGCUGGAGCAGAUCGAAAGCGACAUACGCAACAACAACCUCACCGCGGCGGCGGUGGUGGUCGGGAUCGACUUGGGGCAGGAGAUCAAGAGCACGCAGGUUACGCCGACCAGCGAAGAUAGUGGCAACAUUGUGGACCCAUACUUGCAGAAAUCGCGCGCAGCGCAGUACGUCGAGCGAACGCUCGCCGAGUUCGGCAAUCGGCAGUUGGCGAUCAGUAAUGAGUGGGACAGCUGGAACAGUCGACGGCGCACGGAGACCACUCUGAAGGAAAUCAUGUCCGCCAAUAUGGAGACACUGGCCAUGGCGUCGAAGCUGGAGGAGCAACUGUACCCAGUGUUCAGCACCGCACUCGACAAUCCGUCCGAUCUGAUGGAGUUUAUCGGACGCAAGCGGGCCCAGAUGCAGGCUGACGUUCGGGUCGCCGAGCUUGACCUGACGCACCGGUUCGACACGAUCAAUCAGCUGGAGGCGGGAGCCGGUACGUCCGGUGGUGUCGUCGUGGAGGACGUGGUGGCCGUGAAGAAUAACCUCAACUCGAUCAAGACUCGGCUCCACUCGAUGGCGGCCGACUUUAGCGAGCUGACGGGGGCGAUCGAGCAGUUCCUCACGUCGAUCGUGCGGUGCCGCGACAGCAUCAAGGAGUACUUCGCCACCAAGCAAACGGUGACCGGGCCGGGAAGUGUCGAAGCGAUCGCCGAAGGCUACGAGCAGUUUAAGCAGGCCACCAUGGAGCACUUCCGGGGGUUGCUGCAGCAGAGCGAGCAGAUCAUCGAGCGAGUGAAGGGCCAGGAGCCGCCCGGUGCGAAGGAAAUGGACACGGACAAGAUCAUCACGCUGCUGGAGAACCUGCGGACGUACUUCGAGUCGCAGACCGAGUCGGAGAACUGUGAGCUGAAGAAGCAGCACAACGUGCUGGCGUUCGAUCGGGAGCUGAACGAGGUGCGGGCCACCAUUCGCGGUGCCGUCGAACGGCUGGACGCCCAACGGGGCCAGUUCGGUGAGAACGUAGCCGAGGCCCAGGCCAGCCGGGUGGCCUUCGAGGAGCAAGCAGCCGCAUUGCAGGAACUGCAGCAGCGCGUCGACGCGUUCAUCGGUUCCGGAGCGGAGCUCGUCCGGCAGUACCCAGAGACGAGCCCGUACGUCACCUCGGAGACACACCGAAUCCGUGACGAGUGGACCGAGUUACGGCGCAGGAUCGAGGAACAUCGGCAGCUUUUCGUCGUCGCGAUCGAGUACUUUGAGCUGGUCGGACAGGUCGAGAACAACUAUCGCAACCUGAACGCGGACCUCAUCAACGCCAACAACAAGCUGACGAUCCUGAACAACGUGGACGUGGCGAACGAUCUGGUGGCACAGGUCGACGGUACGAUCCGGGCCAACGAAACACCUCAGCUCGAAGCACUGAAGCGCAUUUCGGCCCUGUCGUCGCAGCUCUACCGACACGAUAAGACGGUCACGAUCUACACCGAAAACACGAAGCUGUUCCAAACGUUCUACAAAAUCAAAAGCGAAGUCUACGAACGGGUCAAGGAGCUGUCGGAACAGCAGCAACAGCGCGAGCAGCAGCUACGGCACGAGCAGGAGCAACGCGAACUGGAACAGAUCACGACCACCACCACCACAACGUCACCGCACGGUGGCGGUUUGCCGCAUCAGCAGCAAUCGUUCGAAGUGAAGACCAUCGACGAGGCACAGUACCUGCAGGAACCGCAGGCCCCGCUCGUAAUUCAAACGGUCGAAGAGCAGAUUCAUGAGCAAAUCCACGAAGUCUUUACAUCCACGACGACGACGGCGGGUACCGUUCCGUCGUCGUCGCCGCCGGAAGUGAGCCUACGCGUCGUACAACCGCUGGCCGAUGUGUGCGUGCAGGAAGGACAGCGGGUGCGCAUGCAGUGCGUGAUCGCGGGCCACCCGGAACCGAUGGUCGAGUGGUACAAGAACGGCGUCAGCGUGAACGGCAAUCCGGACUAUCGGACGGGCUUCGAUCCGACGAGCGGUGUCUGUACGCUGGUGAUCGACGAAACGGUGACGGCCGACAGUGCCGAUAUCCUGUGCCGGGCAACGAACGAGGCCGGAGUGGCCGACACCACCGCUCGGUUGUGGGUAACGGAGGAGGCCUCGCCGCCGCAGGUGAUACCGUCCGGCACGGCACCCUCCUUUACGAUGCCCCUGCUGGAUGGUGGCGUGGCACAGGAAGGACAACCGUUUCAGUAUGAUUGCGUUGUUGCCGGGAGUCCGGUUCCCGCGGUGCACUGGUACAAGGGCGAUCGGUGUAUCGAUGGAUCACCCGAUUACCGGCAAGCGUACGAUCCUGCGUCGGGUGUGGCGUCACUGCGCAUCGAGCAGGUGUACCUCGAGGACCAAACACACUACACGUGCCGGGCGAUCAACGAUUGUGGUUCGGACCAAACGAGCGCAUUCCUGACGGUCAAACCGCUGGAACCCACGGAGUUCCCGGCGUUCCCGGAGCCCCUGUCGAACGUGAUGGCCCGCGUGGGCCAGAAGAUACGGCUCGAGGCGCGCGUUACCGGCACACCGACACCGGAGCUGCGCUGGACCCACGACGGGAAGCCCUUCACGAACCGUGAGGUGAAAUUCCUCUACGAAAACGGGCGAGCGCAAUUGGUGAUAGACGAGGCGUUCCUGAAGGAUGCUGGUGUCUACACGCUGACCGCCCAGAAUCUCGCCGGUGAACAGUGCUGCUCGUGCGCGGUGGUGGUCAAAGGGCGGCCACCGAACGAAACCAGUGACUCGGAGGUGGGCGAAGUGACACCAGGAGGUGCCGGUGGCGCUAUGGAACCGGUGAAGCCGGCCAUUCAGUUACCGCUCCGUGACGUGUCGGUGUUCGAAGGGAAGCCAGUGCGGCUGGACUGUGUGAUCGUCGGCCAGCCGGAGCCGGAAGUGAUCUGGUACCAUGGCGAGCGACCGGUGAAGGAGUCACGGGACGUGCAGCUGCUGUUUCAGGGCGACCGCUGCUCGCUGGUGAUCCGCGAGGCAUUUUUAGAAGACGCAGGCCCGUACCGUGCGGUCGCUAUUAAUAGCGCCGGGGAAGCUGCGAGCGAGUGCGCGGUGAUGGUGACCCCGCUCAACACGGCCGAUCCGGCCGUCCGGCCGCAGCCACCCGUCGACGGUGUCCCCGCAGCGGUAACCUCGCCUAGCGGCGGACAGGCGAUGACACCGCCCCGGUUUGAGCGGCUCCUGGCCGACAUCCUGGCGGAUGAGGGCGACAAGGUGCAGUUCGAGUGUGCGGUAAGCGGUGACCCCCGGCCCAACAUCCGGUGGUACGUGAACAAUCGUGAGAUCGCGGCCGACACCCCGCGGGUGCACUGCGUCGUGCGGGACGAUGGCGUCGUCAAGCUCGUCCUCGAGCAGGUCCUGCCGGACGAUAAGGGCGUGUACACGGUGAAGGCCUUGAAUCCGGCCGGUGAAGCCAAGUGCUUCUCGAACCUGAUCGUCCGUUCGGUCAAUGCGCCCGAAUUCGAGGCGGUGACGGCUCCGGCGUUCCUGACCGAGAGCCAGGUGUGUCCGACGUUCCGGCAACUGUUUGCCGAUCGGGUCGUGCGGCUCCACGAGCCGUCCAAGUUCGAGUGCAUCGUGACGGGGAAGCCGCAACCGAAGGUGCGCUGGUUCUUCAACGACCAGCCAGUCCAGGGCCAUGACUUCCUCGUUUCGACCAGCGGCGAUCGGCAGUUGCUCACCAUCCCGGAGGUACGUCCGGAACUGACCGGGAAGAUUACGUGCCUUGCGGAGAGUGAAGCGGGUCACGCGCAGUGUGUCGCGAUCUUGCAGCUGCUGGAGCAGCUGGGAGGAGCUGUGCCGCCACCGGCCGUGCUCCCCGAACCGCUCGUUGAGUCGAUGCAACAGGUCGACACGACCGGCGCGUCGUGCGUGACGUUCCAGAAGCACGUCACCAGCAGCUCGUCCACCUACUCGUCGUCCUCGUCCAGCGUGCAGCAGAACGGGGUUCCGGUGGCGCACGAGGUGCACGCCGAAUCGGCGAAGGUGGACCGUUCGUUCCACCAGACGGAUGGCCAGCCGGCGGAGAUCGCCGAAGCGAAGCAGUUCCAGCGGUACGAUCAGGUGAACGAUCAGCCGGCGGUUUCGGUGCAACAGGAUUCGUCGAUCCGCGAGACCAUCAUCGCGAACUCGGGCCAGAUCAGUACGGGCAAGCCGGCCAGGCGCAAUGUGGCGCCCCGGUUCGUGGCUCCGUUCAACGGAAAGAUCGUCGAUCAGGGCGUGGACGUGGUGCUCGAAGGCACCGUCGACGGAUAUCCGGCGCCGGAGGUGCGUGUCACCCGGAACGAUGCCGAGUUGGUGCCGGAUGGCACACGGAUCCUGGUGACCUAUUCUCUCAAUCGGCUCGUGGUGGAGCUACGGAACGUAACCCCGGCGGAUGCGGGCCGCUACACGGCGACUGCCACGAAUGCGGCCGGUUCCACGACCUGCACCGCGGAUCUGGUGGUGAAAAAGUCCAUCUUUCCGCCCGUGUUUGGCCGGCGGCUCCAAGCUCAGACCGCCAGCCGAGGCGAUCGGGUUGUGCUGGACGUGGAGGUGACCGGUACGCCGGAACCUUCCGUCGCCUGGCUCAAGGACGAUCGGCCCGUGCAGGAGGCGUUCGGCCCCGGCACCAUCUACCAUCUGCAGCAGGUGGGCCCUUGCGCCCGGCUGAUCUUCGAAGCGGUGACCCCGGGCGAGACGGGUCGCUACACGGUGCUGGCGCGGAACGCGGGCGGCGAAGCGCAGAGCAUCGCCGACCUGGUGGUGCACGAGUGCGAGUCGGCCCUUCCGCCGCCGGCACCGUUGUCGUCCCAGAAGCACGUCUCGUUUGUUGACAUGGUUCAGCAGCAACAGCCAAAGUCGGGUGAACCGUUCGAUUCGAGCAGCGGCAGCACCACCCACCAGAAGUACUCGAGCGAGGAGCGGCUGCACGGGCCGCGGACCGAGUCUACGGUCGUUACCGAGACGCGCCGGACGACGGAGGCGACGAUGCGGAUGGAACACAAGAUCGGGUUCCCCGAUCUGCCGCCGAUCCGCCUGUCGCAGCGCACCCAGACGCCCACCAUCGCGACGGUGUCCGAAGGAACCACCACCACCCGGACGGUGGCCGAAGAUCCGAACAGGGCGGCGACGGGCACCAACACCGAGCCGGUGGUGACCCGCUCGGACGCUACGCAAACGACACCAACACAGGCGCAACCCGAGCGCCAGCCGUCGUCGUUGUUGGUCGCCGCGGCCGCGGCCACCGAUCAGUCGAGACAGGAGAGUGGCAGCGCCCGCAGCUCGAUUGCGGACCGACCGAAGUCUUUCGAUCCACCGAACGAGACGGCACCAGCAACGGUGGUAGGUGACGGUGGUGAACUGGUGGUGACACUAACUCCUUCGCAGCGGGAAUGGGCCGCGGGCGACUUCCUGAAGCCGCAACCGGAAACGAUCCCCACGCCUCCGAUCUACCGACCAGACGGGGCGUCGGCGGCGGCCAGGGUUGGACCCGCGUUUCCACCGGUGGUGGCAGAGCGGGCCCGCAGCACCUCUCCGCGGCCACCGUCGGCCGACGCUCUCGCCAUGGAGCGCCUGUGGGCGGCUCCGAAGGCUUUCGGUUCGGUGGCACCCCAAGACUCGCCGUCGGCCCACGUCUUCAAACACUACAGACCGCCACCGCCGACACCGCUCUCAUCCACUUCAUCGUCAUCCUUCACCAAGCAUACCCAACAACAACAACUACAAUCGCAGCAGCUACAACAACCGAAACAACACCAAUACUACUCGACACUUCCGUUCGCCACACGCACAAAGUCUCAGUCCGUCCCAGCUAAAGCCGAUUGUUCCGCAUUUCAGCCGAUCUACGCCCAGCAGCAGCCCCCGCAGCCCAUGCAGCAGAUGUACUCGUCGUUCGCGUCGACGCAGCAGUUCCAGGCGUCCUCGACCGUCCAGCAGCAGCAGCACUCCUCCUCGAUGCAGUACCAGCCGUACCGACCAUCGAUGACCGUGAUGGAGCAGCCACUACAGGCGGCUUAUCAGCCGCCGGCCCCGGUGGUGCCAUCGUUUGCGGCUCCACCACCUACGCAGAGCUUCCCGCCGAAGGUGGCGCUCUACCAGCCGACACCGGUCUACGCCCCGGCUUCGGUUCCGGCUCCCGCUCCGGCACCGGUCUUCGCACCGACGCUUCCGAAGCAGGAGCCGGUGCCGGUGCCGGUACAGCACCACACCCUGGCGACCGUGACAGUGGCGACCCCAAACUUGCUGACCGGUCCGUCGUACAACCAAACGCCGCAGCCGUUCAAGCCGCUGCCACCGCCUUCGAUUACGCCCGGUAGCCUCUUGAAUGCAGCUGCGGCGGUGCCCGUGGUGGAUGGCUUUGGGAGCUCGCCAGCGUACGCCCAGCCGCAGGCGCAGCCGCCGGUCGCUCAGUAUGUUGCGCCACCGGAGGGUCCAGUGUCGCUGCCACCGUACCAGGAGCCACUCUCGUUCGGGUCUUCCGCCCGACCGGUGGAGCCACUGUACCCGGGUCAGCUGUCGUCUCAGCAGCCGCCACAACAGCCGGCUUAUAACUUCCAGCAGCAACAACAGCAGCUUCAGCAGCAGCAGCAGCAGCAACUCCUGCAGCAGCAGCAGUUCCAGCUCGAACAGCAGCAGCAGUUCCAACAGCAACAGCUCCAGCAGUUCCAACAGCAGCAGCAGCAGCAGCAGUUCUACGAAGAGCAACAGGAAGAAGUCUACAAGAAGAUGUCGGUCAAGGAGACCAAGAAGCUGUUCGAGGAGACCCUGAUCCAGCAGCAGCAGCAGCAACAGCAGCUGACGCAUCAGCACCAGCACCAGGUUUCGUACACCGACCUGAGGGCACCGCGCAUGGUACAGUGCGCAGCGGCGACCCUGCCGGCGGACUUUGGGUACGGCGCGAUUGCGGAGCUCGGUCUCGAGCCCGGGCCCCAGCCAACGAUGGGCUACGCUCCGAAGGCGUCGAGCGAGCGCAAGAGCUCCUACUACCGGGAGCAGAUCGAGCAGUCCCUGCUGGAGAGCAUGGACAAGGAACCGGAACGCGUGCCGGCCGGCGGUGUCAAGAUUAUUCCGCCCAGCCCGCGCAAGAAGUCGAAACCGACACCGGUGGCGGCGGCGGCGGGACAAUCGGACAUACCGGCGGCCGGAACCGGAGCGCCUGCGCCGUUCGAGCAGCCAGCGGAGCCGCAGCAGCAAGGGGUUCCGGGGCCCAAGACCGGGGCCUCGGUGGCCGCCAAGAGCCCGUUCACCGAGAGCGAGUACGAGAGCGACCUGGACGGUGGCAGCCGGAAGCUGAACGGUUACCUGGCCGACACCGAGGAAGUCCACAAGUCGGUCACGUUCGCCGACCAGACGGAGGAGCAAAAGUUCGAGAGCUACUCGAGCAGCAGCAGCAAGGUAGAGACCCGCUCGACCCUCGUCACUAGCUCCGAGGUCGUACAGCAGCAGCAGCAGCAGCAGCAGCAGCAACAGCAGCAGCAGCAACAGCAGCAGCAGGAAACGGUUGAGGAAGGUGUCAAGAACUUUUUGGUCAACAACGACCUGCCGGAGGACCUGCAACCGGUGAAGGUGCUGCCGACCGAGGAACCGCUGCCGACGCUGAAGAAGGUGCCGGUGCCGGCCGCCGUUCAGCCACCGGCGCAGGUGGACGAGCACCCGCAGCUGGUGCAGCCGGAGGUUCAGCCGACCCAGCCGCUGCCGCAAGCCGUUCCGGAGCCGGUCGCUUAUCAGCCGCAGAAUGGAUACCCAGCGGCAGCACCCACCAGCCAGGUGGCCAGCGAGGUAUGGCGUCCACAGGAUGCGCCGGCUGAUGCAGCUGCCGGUGGCUACAAGCCGGUCCAAUUUGCGGUCCCACCCAAGCACGAACAGCAGCAGGGCCCGGCGGUACCUCCGCCAUCAGUAUUCGAUCCCAUCGACAAAAUCCAAUCGAACCAAAUCCAAUACGCACUCGACACGCCAAAGAUUGAAAAGCCAAAGCCCAUCAGCUACGCCCAACAGCAGCAGCAACAGACCUCUUCGUCCGUCUACCAGCAGCAGCAGCACCAACAGACCUCUUAUCAGCAGGAAUGCACGUACCAGCAAUCGCAGUUCCCGCCGAACGAGGCGACGCAGCCGGCCGCCCAGUACUACACCUCGGUGACGGCUCAACCGGUCCACAACACGAUCGCCAGCGAGACGUCGCAAACGCUCCAGAUGAGGGAGAUGUCCGAGAGCAGCAACCGGGUAGUGAACGUGCAGCAGACGCAGCAGCAGGUGGGUUACGCCCGGCCACCGGGUCGCUUCACACCCGGCGAGUUCCGGGAUAGCGAUGGGUACGACAGCGACGGGUCACGUAUCCGGCCUCUCUGGACACCGCACCCGUCGGACAGUGACGAGCCGCACUUCCGUAGCGUGCGGCCCAGCUUCCAGCAGCCCCGCUCGACCUCGCUGCCGCGCCAGUACGAGCGCAUCCAGACGCCGAUGGAGUUCGACACGCUGCCGGUCCAGAUGCCGACCCGGAUCGCGGUCUCCUCGUCGUCCAGCACGACCACCACCAUGAUGACGUCCACGGAGAUGGUCCACAAGACCCAAACGCUUGACCGAUACUCGACCGCUUCCUCCUCGUCGAAGCGGCUCGCGACGACGCCCGUCCCGAACACGCGGGACGAUAUGGCGGUGAAGGCGCACCGGGUCACCCCGGUCGCCACCAGCUACGUCCAGCGGCAGGCCCAGGCACAGGCCGACAGCAUGGCCCAAACGUUCAAGACGAAGGCGUACCACUUCGCCAACGAGGUGAUGACCGACAUCAAGAAGACCCCGAUUAAGCCCAUCCUGAAGAACGCGUACGGAGGCGCGAUGCCGUACGGAGCUGGUGCUCCGCCGCACUCGGCGCCGCACUACGCCGCCGUUGCAGCGCCAGUGGCAGCCGGAGCAGCACCCCAACAGCAGCACCAACAACAGGUCGCCCCGCCGCCGCAGGCCUACCGGGAGGAGUCACGAGUGUCGCAAUACGGUACCAAGCACGUCGAUCCGGAUACCGGAAUCAUCUACUUCAAGUACGAUUUCGGGUACGAGUUCGGUAUCAUAUUUCCGGGCGAGGGCCAUCGCAUAGUGGCCGGUCGUGCCGGUCGUGGCCGUAGCGGCGGUGGUGGCGGCGGCUCCGGUGGUAAGAAGCACCCGCGCUAUCUGAACCCGGCCCAGUUCGUGGCGGGUGAUAUCUCGGUGCCGGUGCUGCACGAGCGCACCCGGGACUACGAUCGUGCCUGUCGGCCCGGAGGGACGACGCCCCCGUACGGUGUCCGGUCGGCUUCGGUCCCCGCGCCGGAACUGCACGCUAGCGCCUUCCGGUACGGGCCUGUUCCGUUCCGUCCCGUCACGCCGACGACGAUGAGUGGCCGCUCGACACCGUCGCGCGCUGGUGCUGGUAGUAACCGCAACAGUUACUGUGCCACUCCAGAUCCAACAGCGCAAGGCUUCAACCGAUCAACGACCAGCACACCAGCGAAACACCAGCAACAGCAGCAACACCCGGAGGAGGGUAUCCCAACGAAAACGCCUCUGUUCGUCGCUCCCCUGAAGGACAUUGCAGUUGUCAGUGGACAACCGGCGCGUUUCGAGUGCAUCGUAGCAUGCGAUGCAACACCAUCGAUUCGCUGGACCAAGGACGAGGCACCGAUCGAGGACGGCUACAAGUACGUGCCGGAGCACCGUAACGGCGUCUGCCGCCUGUCGCUACCGGUCGCCUACGAAGCUGACGCCGGCCGGUACAGCUGUCUCGCCGAGAACCAUCUCGGGUACGCGGUCACCAGCGCCGAGCUGCACGUAGCUAACAGCGACUGGAGAUCGGCCUAACAGCCCCAGAGUUCCACCACAGCUAGGACGGGACUUGGGCCUCUUGAUCGCCGGUUGGAUUGAUUCCGACCCAAUCGAACUGGAUCCGCGCGCGCGGACAGGAAGUGGAUCCUUACCUUUUUUUUAUUUGUGUUUAUCCUCCGUUUGAGUUCCGUUCCGUUUUUUCGUUUAGUCGGUAAAGAAGUAGUCGCGCGUCCACAGGACGCGCGAAUCCCGAUAAAGUUGGUCCGAGGUCCGAUCGUCCCGACCACCCAAACGCCUUCGUGUUACGCCUAGAACUGCUGUGCUUGCUUUUAAAUCCCUUUCUAUAGUUUUUCGUCUGUAAAGUGUACUUUUUUAUGCUCCUCCCUAGUCGGUUUAUGUUUUAAUUCGUGCCCCUAUUUCGCUUACUUAUGUGAACCGCCAAACACUUGCUGGCCCGCGUGUCUGGCCAUACCGUUACACAGCCGCUCGUACCACGGAGCAUACGCGUUCUUCGUGGUUUAUGCUAGCGGCCGCACGGCGAUGGGACCGCGGGGUCGAGCCGUUUUCAGAAUGCAACAGGCUAGCGCCGUUGUUUUCCUUGUUUAUUUUCUCAUUUCUCUAGUCGCACGUGACACGACCACGGUUCGCGUACGCUUACGAGUUAUUAUUUAUGUUCGCUUUCACUUCUUGGCUUUUUGCUUGGCACGUUUCGAGACAAAUGCCAAAGGAAAAUCUGUUAAAACUAGCCAUAAAAAUAGAAAACUAUACGACCACAAAAAGGUGCCUUCGAACCCUAACCAAAAAAAAAACAAGUACUAAUAAUAAGAAACCCAAACAAACGAUUGAAACGAUUGAUUAGCCCCAUGAUCCGCUAUGGACCCAAACAAAAAUGUGUUUCCCCCCAUUUACGAAUUGAAUCGACAAAAACUCUCUGUGUUUACCUUAUGCUGUGGAGCGCGUUUGCAUCGGUGCCAUUUAGCCCAUGCGCCUGAUGGCAUUAGCUUUGUGUUCCGUUGCUCUUUACCCAUUAAAUGUGUUGCACGCCGAGAUCGAGGACAGCUGCCUUAUGUGCGCCUUGUUUUUUGGAUUACGACCGUUAGUCAGCCGAGUCACCCGUGCGUGAGCUAGGAACUGGACGAUAGGACGAGUACGAGUUGUUCUUUUUUCUCUUCUCUGUAUGCUGUGUGUCUGACCCAAGAUCACACAGCGCUACUAUUAUGCUAUUAUACGAACCAAUCAUAAGGAAUAAAUUAUGUAUUCAAA
Molecule: messenger RNA, 13809 nt
Organism: Anopheles cruzii
Lineage: Eukaryota; Metazoa; Arthropoda; Insecta; Diptera; Culicidae
Exons: 24
Coding region: 1-12582 (4193 amino acids)
Molecular function (GO): protein binding
Source: RefSeq, a predicted model, not a curated record